Molecule: messenger RNA, 1294 nt
Organism: Lotus japonicus
Lineage: Eukaryota; Viridiplantae; Streptophyta; Magnoliopsida; Fabales; Fabaceae
Exons: 9
Coding region: 70-993 (307 amino acids)
Cellular component (GO): cytosol
Molecular function (GO): nucleotidase activity
Source: RefSeq, a predicted model, not a curated record
AUACAUAGUUGAGUGAGUAUACUAUAGUAUCCGCAGUGGAAGAGUGAGUGUAAGCGGGCGAGGAUUCUGAUGGAAGAGAGUAAGCGAGCGACGAUUCUGAUCACGAACGACGACGGAAUCGAUGCUCCUGGUUUGAGAGCUCUGGUUCACUCCCUCGUCACCACCAAUCUUUUCAAUAUUCUUGUCUGCGCUCCUGAUAGUGAGAAAUCAGCUGUCAGUCAUGGCAUCACUUGGCUCCACCCUAUCACGGCCAAGCAAAUACAAAUUGACGGAGCAACCUCCGCUUUUGCAGUUUCUGGGACUCCGGCUGAUUGUACUUCUCUUGGGGUUUCCAAAGCACUCUUUCCUACUCUACCUGAUCUGGUAGUCAGUGGCAUAAACAAGGGUAGCAACUGCGGUUAUCACAUUGUUUACUCAGGCACCGUAGCUGGGGCUCGAGAGGCCUUCUUCAAUGAUGUACCUUCUAUCUCCAUUUCAUAUGACUGGAUUAAAGGGAAGAGUAAUUUACAGGACUACGCCCUUGCUGCACAAGUAUGCAUACCAAUCAUAAGUGCUGUACUGGUUGAGAUAAAGAAUGAAAGCUACCCUAAAAAAUGUUUUUUGAAUAUAGAUGUCCCAAACAAUGUUGCUAACCACAAGGGCUACAAGCUGACUAAGCAGGGUAAAAGUAUCGUCAGGAUGGGAUGGAAGCAAGUAACCUCUGAGACAGAAGGAAGAAAAAUGACAUCUGACAUGACCAAUACAGAUACAGAUACAGAUACACCUAAAAACGUUGGCGCAUCAUCUGUAUCACCAGAACAUCUUUCAUUUGUGAGAGAGGUAAGAGGUUAUCAACUCGAUGAUGAUGAUGAUACGGAUCACAGCUCUCUGCAGGAAGGAUAUAUUUCUGUUACUCCACUUGCUGCUCUCUCUCAUGCGGAGGUAGACUGUCAGACCUAUUUUAAGGAUUGGCUACAAAGUGUCCCUGAGAUUCCCUCUUCAUCAGCUUUAUGAUGUAUUUGCAGUUUAUAUGACAAUUAUGAUUGCAAUAUAUUGCUGGCUAUAGUUGCAGUUACAUUUUAGCAUCCUUGGUAGUUAAGCAUGAAGAUUAUUCUUCUGGGAUGAAUGAAGAUUAUGUUUGCAAAUGACAUCACUACGAAGGACUUUUGAGAACCAUAUUAUUUUAGUCAAAGUUUUCGGUUAUGUUUUUCUCAGCCAUUGUUUGCUUUCAUAUAAUGUUGGAUUGUGGAUCUUGUACUUGUACCUCUUUCCAUACAAAUAUUUCUUGAUCUUCUGGGGAGGUCAUAGAUUCAUA